Molecule: messenger RNA, 1086 nt
Organism: Canariomyces notabilis
Lineage: Eukaryota; Fungi; Ascomycota; Sordariomycetes; Sordariales; Chaetomiaceae
Exons: 3
Coding region: 1-1086 (361 amino acids)
Source: RefSeq, a predicted model, not a curated record
AUGUCCCUCGACACCUCCUCCCUCCCACCACCCCCACCAAUCUCCCGCCGCACGGUGCACAUGGCCGGCCUGCUGGUCGACGUGUACGGCCUGGAGGAGCUUUUCUCCUCCGAGGCAACCCGCGUGUCGUGUCUGUGGCUGCACCAUCAGCGGACCCGCCGCAAGGAGGACAUGGCCGACAUUGCCGCGCGGUGUGUCGGAGCUUGGAACAGCAACAACGACGACGGCAAACCUUCUUCUUCAAGUAAGAAGCAGAGGAGGGGACUGAUUGCCCUGGCCUACGACCAGCGGAACCACGGCACCAGGCUGGUCAGCGAGCGGGCCAACGGGUCGUGGCGCGAGGGAAACCCCAUGCAUGCGGUUGACAUGUUUGGGGUCGUCGCGGGUAUGGUGGCGGAUCAGCGGGUUUUAAUUGAUUUGGUCGAGGGGUGCCUUUUCCAUGAUGAUGAUGCCGCGCCGGUCAAGAGGACGGUGGACCAGCACCUUGCCUUGGGCAUCUCGCUGGGUGGGCAUAGCGUGUGGCAGCUAAUGUUUGCUGAGCCGAGGGUUGAAGCGGGCGUGGUUGUUGUUGGUUGCCCGGAUUUUAUGUACCUCCUCGCGGACCGCGCGCGACUGUCAAAGCUGCCGACUUACUCGGCCCAAGACAAUGGCGCAUCCUUCUUCGGUAGCAAGGACUUUCCUCCGUCGCUUGUGGAUGCGUGUAGGAAGAACGACCCCAAGGCCAUCUUCUUCGGGACUUCUGCUGUACCUACGACGACUGCGGCCGGGCCAGCGGAUGACGCUGCGAGGCAGAUUCUGCAUGACCGCCUGCGAGGUAAAAGGUUCUUGCUUUGCUCCGGAGGGGAUGACAAGCUGGUGCCAUACCGCUGCUCAGAACCGUUCCUGGAGUGGUUCAAGAAGGCGACGGAGUCGUGGUUCAAGGAUGAAGAUGUCUCUGUGGACAAUAGGGUCUACUCAGGCAUUGGACACUCAUUCAGCACGGACAUGAUCAAGGACUCGGUGCAGUUUGUCCUGGAUGUGGUUGCCCAUGCGGGGGAAAGGGCCUCGCCAGCUAAAACAGAUGAGCAGUGGGCUUCCAAGAUUUGA